CGCCACGCCUGCGACGCUGCCAUGGAGACGUAGCCGCGGCCUCCUGGCUCUGCCCGGGACCUGGAUCCCUUGCGUCAGCAGGCCCACGCGUGUCCGCGAGCGCCGGUGGCAAAGUCUGCUUCGCUGGAGCAUCCGGGCAAGCGGUGACUUUGCUGGCCGCUGGGGCGUAGGGCUCGCAUCCUUCCUCCUUCCAGUAGCUCUCUACUCCAUAGCUGAGGACCGCUUCUCUCACCAGCGGAGAGGAGACCCUGGGACCGCCAACCGUCUGUGGGUUAUUAAGGGACCUGCGAUUGUCCAUCCGCCUCAUCCUUCCGCUCAGCUCAGCUCAGCAAGCUGCAUCCGUGAGUAACCUCGCUUGAACACUCUGGCCCAUAGAGGCUGCUCCUGGUGGUGAGGCCCAUGCUGGGCCUGUCCCCGACUCCCCUCCCCUUCCGACAGUUUCUUCCCUUUGUAGUGUCACCCUUGGUAAGAGUGGAAGACUGGCUAGAAGAAAGGACCUGAACCAACGCUUAGUCCACAUCCCCAUUGUGUUUUGAGCGGGGUGGACAGGCCAGCCCCUGCUGCAGACACCCUGGAUACAUCUCUUUGAGCUCAGCAGUAUUGCAGCGGCAGUGGACACCUGAUAAGCUUCCCAGGAGUGGUGUGGAGUCACUGUCAACACUAGAGCACUUUGUCUGGAAUGGCUCUCACGUGGCUCCUGAAUGGUCAGAGAUGUGUCUUGGAUUCUCCUGCCCUCCUGAGGAUCUUGCCUAUGGAAGGUCUAAGUUACCUACUUUCACUAUUAAGUUGAACAAGGACUCCCAAACCCAACAGCCAUCAAGGUUGUUGGCCAACUAGUUACAAAGCACAGCAGCCGGCUGUUCCUGGCCUAGGAGGAAAGCCAGGUGUGCAGGACGCUGGGCCUGUGGGAUGAGUGGGCGAGUCCCGCUGGCAGAAAAGGCCCUGUCAGAAUCCUAUGCCCGCCUCCGGUACAGGGAUACGUCCUUGCUCAUUUGGCAACAAGAGCAGCAGAAGUUGGAGUCUGUACCACCUAGUACAUACCUGAGCAGAAGCCGCAGCAUGUGGUACUCCCAGUAUGGAAAUGAGGCCAUCUUAGUUCGAGACAAAAACCAGCUUGGGGUCUCUAGGGACACUGGCCAGUCUAAGUUUUGCUCAAUCAUGUAAUUCCAGGGAGAAGACCCUUGAUGGCCAUGAAGAUCAAGCCGUGGUAUAAAAACGCAACACCCAAGAAUGUCAUCCAACACUUUAUUAGGGGCACAACAGGUACCUAGAUGCUCCUCUCACUGCCCAAGCCCAGGAAAUGCUUCCAAACAAAAGGGAAGCAAGAGAGACACACACCCCGACCCUCACCUGCUGUGAGCUGCUGCCUGAUAUAGAAUGGAUCAGGUCCAGGGUAAGGAGGUGACUCUUCUUGCAGGGUCCCAGAUCUGUCAGCUCACUGCAGUGGCAUGUGAAAGGGGGGCAGUGCUGGUAGUGACAUUACUGCGUUGUGAUAGCAUCCACACUAGCCACCAGAUGUGGCCUCUUAUAUAGGUGUGUCCUUAAGCAAAAUGUGCCCCGAAGUGAUUCCAAGCCUAAUCGAGUGUGGGGAAAGUGGAUUCUGAUGGUGACGAAUCGGAUCCUCUCUUCUACCAGGCUGCGAAGGCACUCAUUUAGAGGCUAGCACUUCCCCCCCCCCCCAUGGCUAUGCAAAUGUGGGGAUGCAUUUUGUCAAAACUGAGCUUUCUAAAUAAACAUCUUAAAAACUC
Messenger RNA from Mus musculus (house mouse), 1748 nucleotides. RefSeq names its product bromodomain containing 3, opposite strand (gene Brd3os). NCBI's taxonomy places the organism in Eukaryota, Metazoa, Chordata, Mammalia, Rodentia, Muridae. The coding region runs from base 910 to 1164 and encodes 84 amino acids. The transcript has a single exon. The record is from RefSeq and is marked validated.